GGUUGUUAUUGACCAGCUAUUCAGCUUCCUACAUUUGUUUUGUCUCCGGGUCGUGAAAUGAAGCGUUCUUUUAGUGAGAGCGAUUCGGAGGAGGGAUAUCUUUUUGAGCAAAAUUCCGAUGGACUCUACAACGAACAUCCCGAAGUUAGUGCUCGGAAGAGACGUCGAGGGCAAAUUGAGAAGAAACGGCGAGAUCGCAUAAACAGUUCUCUCGCAGAGUUACGACAACUGGUGCCUGCUGCCCUUCAAAAACAAGGCUCGACAAAGCUGGAAAAGGCAGAGAUCCUUCAGUUGACUGUAGAGCACUUGAGAGGUUUAAAAUACGGCGCUGAAUAUAACCCAGGUUUCACUAACACGCGUGCGAUUGACGAACGCAUACCAGGACGCCAGGAAUGCAUGGCUGAGGGCAAGCCAUGCCUGUCCGCCUCUGCAGAAGGGUCGGAAACCGCAUGCAGGACUCCUGCAAGGAGGCAAAUCAUAAAUCAUCUCAACUGGAAUACUUCAUUACAAAGCGGUUACUAUUGCGGUCCGAGCCCGCCCAGCACGACUACAAUAGUUCCAACUUUGAAAACCGAGCCAAACUUGUCAGUACCUUGGCAAAGUUCAAGUGCAAUCUUAUCAUGCGAUAAACAGGAUGUUAACAACAAUUUCGAAAAAGACCAGGAUCAAGUGUAUAAGGGAAAAGAUUGGCGUUUAUCUGUUGCUCUGAAUUACCCUAUCAUUCUUCCAUUCCAAGCGCCAGGUCUUUCCAAUGUUCGGCGCUCCCCGUCAAGUGAAACAGUACCUUUGAUUGACUGGUCGAUGGCUUUGAUAACGAAAACCAAAAUUUCUACCCCUUUUAAAGCCCCUUGGGUACCAUGAAACCGGCGAAAUGGAGCGAAUUAAGGUUAGCGCUUGGAAAAUGAGAAAAAUAGUCAUGACCAUUCCAGUAUAGUGUCGCGAAAACAAAGUCUUUGAUCAAGGCAUUAACAUUGCUCAACUCACUUGUCCUUCAGACCGAGAAGCUGCCAAGAAUAAGUAGCCGUCACGGUGACCGAUCUGUAAAACCUUUAACAGAGACUCGUUUCUAAAAGCAGAAGGGAUUAUUUUUUUUGGAAACUUAAUUGAAUAAAAUUCGAUGAAAAAGAGUACAUGACUAUCAAAGAACUCUUUUGUUUGCUCUUAAUCAAUUUUCGGUUGAACGUAAAAGUACACACAUUUUGUUUUUCUCGUUUUGGAGGAAUUAACUUUGAUUGCAUAUUACUGAUGUCUGCUUCUGCGGCUGAUAUUUUGU
This is a messenger RNA of Stylophora pistillata, 1273 nucleotides long. RefSeq names its product hairy/enhancer-of-split related with YRPW motif protein. The record is from RefSeq and is a predicted model, not a curated record. Gene Ontology annotation, molecular function: protein dimerization activity. Lineage: Eukaryota; Metazoa; Cnidaria; Anthozoa; Scleractinia; Pocilloporidae.